Molecule: messenger RNA, 2509 nt
Organism: Chara braunii
Lineage: Eukaryota; Viridiplantae; Streptophyta; Charophyceae; Charales; Characeae
Source: the annotation of a GenBank genome assembly
CGUUGCGAGAGCGCACCAGCGAGCUGCCCCAUCCAGUUCUCGUUCUCCUCAAACCUCUCGCCCUUCCUCUUUCUCCUCAAACCUCUCGCGUUCCUCUCAACGAACUUAGACGACCAGACGCAGUCGGCCAUCGCCGGCGAAGAAGACAAUCAGCCAUAGCCAAGUUGGCAGAGAAGAAAGACAGUAGCAGUCGGUCGCCGGAGAAGAAGAGAAGAGGCCAUAGCCACAUUGGUAGAGAAGAAAGCCUAUUAGCAGUCGGGCACUGGUGAAGAAGACUACCCGCCAUAGCCAAGGUGACAGAAAAGGAGAGGAGGUCAUUAGCAGUCGGCCGCGGUCGACGAAGACAGCCGGCCAUAGCUAAGAAGAAGGUCCAACAACCGGCGACCAUGAAGAAGCCGGUGACGAGUUUGUUCACAUCACCAUCGCGGGCGACCGCGUGCUUGCUGUUCCUUAUACUUGUGCAUUUUGCCGUCAAUGGGGAGGCGCGCCGGCAGCCGAGGGUCCGAGUCAUAGGGUUCAGCUACUCGGGCUCGGCUUGCCCGCCCGGGAGUAUGAAUGGCACUGUGGGAGGAGGAGGGUUCUUCAUCGGCGAGGUCCGGGCGUCGGCGACGGGUGGACUCCUGAACAGAAGAAAGGUCUGUUCGUUGAGCUUCGAGUUGUCCUAUCCGAGCGGUUGGCAGUUCGCUGUCCGUCGGAUCAACAUCCGAGGCUCGGCGAAACUGAGUAGCGGAGCUCGAGGUACGGCGCAGGUUAGGUACUAUGUGUCGGGAUUCCCGGGAACGGCUUCGACUUCGUGCGCACUCGUGGGUCCGUUCAGGGGGAAGUAUAAUCUCCCGCGCAAAUUCCAGAACAAGGUUUUCAGUCCCUGUGGCAAAGUUCGCAAUUUGAACGUCAUGGUCGAAGCGAGGAUUACUCCUGGCACGAAGCCGCAGAAAUCCGAUUAUGUGAGCAUAGGUGGUUCUCCCUUCACGCUUGGCCUGCAUUGGAAGAGGUGUUGAAAGCUGCGUGCUGCCUUGGAAUCCCUCUGCUAUGUAUGACACGUGAAGGCGGUUUUUCUGGCAUUUGGAGAGGGGUUCUGCGAUAGGUGGAGGAGGUAAUCAAUGUCGGGUCGAUCUGAGGUGCACGGGCGGAGGCGGCAGGGCGGGGUCCACGGGCUGAGGCGGCAGAUGGGAGGGCAGGUGUAGGGGCGGAGGGGGAUGAGAGAGGAGAAGGGGGGGGAAGGGACGGGGCGUGGAGUGGAGUGGAGCGGGACAGGGCGUGGGGAAGGGGAGGUGCAGCGGGAACGAUAGUCUUCGUGCCACAUGAUUGGCUAUUGCGUCCGUGAUGAUGUCGGGUCGAGCCCCCGUCCACUUAACCUGGCGAGACAGCUUUCCUAUGCCACGAGGUCGCUAUGCGUCCGUGAUGGUGCUCGUGUCCACGUGGCCGUUUUCUUGUCGUGCAACAUGUCCGCGGGGCGAAUACGUGUUGACUUUGCGAAGUAUACUUAUUGAUUGAUGGGAGGAGUGCGCUAACUGAUGUUAGACGUGUACUUAUUGGUGGGAGUAGUGUAGUAAUCGGUGGGAGUACUAUACUAUGCUAAUUGGUGGGGCGGACAUUCUUUUUCUUUGUUGAUAAAAACAGUAUACACUAAUUGAAGGGAGUAACAGGGGCCGACGGCGUCCAGCUCGGUGAGGACUGUAAACAGGAAGGGUGUCCGUGUCUCGCGAUUUGUCCGUUAUGGUGCUCGUGUCCACGCGGCCGUUUCUUGUCGUGCACUGCGAACUCAUAGGACGACUAGUAUACUAACUGAUCGGAGGAGUGUACGAAUCGAUGGGAGGAGGAUACUAAUUGGUGGGAGGAUCAUACUUUUAUGUAUAUGUAUAAGCCAUAGCGUAUAUAUGUACUAAUUGAAGGGGGGAGGAGAAGGGGCCGAGGGCGUCCACGUGGCCAAGGACUGUGAAGAGGCAGGGUUUCGAAGCCUCGUGGUCGCGACGCGUCCUUGUCGGGGUCGGUGUCCACGUGGGCAUUUGUUGUGGACUGUAAGGCUCCGGUGUAAUUAAUGGGAUGAGACGUGAAAGAUGCUGUAUUUAAUUGAUGGAUUUCAGGGCCGAUGGCAAGAGCGGUAAGUAGGUUGUGUACUGCGUACACGUGUCGCGCAGAUGUUUGUCUGGGGGUUCUGGGGGUUUGUGGCGGACUGUGUCCCGGCGGUGUAAUUAAUGGGAUGAGGCAUUCUAAUUAUGCUGUAUUGAAUUGAUGGAUUCCAGCGCCGAUGGCAAGAGCGGAUAGUAGGUUGUGUACUGUGGACACGUGUCACGCAGCUGUCUGUCGGCGGACUGUGUUCCGGUGUUUCUGAUUACGACUUGAUGGGAAUGGAGGUUUACGCUAAUUAGUAAUGCCCAGCCCGAUGGCAAGAGCGGUAAGUAAGGUUGUGUACCGUGUACACGUGUCAAGCAGCUGUUUGUCGGCGGACUACGUCCCGGUGUUGUCGAAUAUGUGACGUGAUGGGAGGAGGUUCAUGCUAAUUAGUGUG